Messenger RNA from Plasmodium gallinaceum, 2770 nucleotides. Its product is annotated as surface-associated interspersed protein (SURFIN). The annotation marks the transcript as partial. NCBI's taxonomy places the organism in Eukaryota, Apicomplexa, Aconoidasida, Haemosporida, Plasmodiidae. The record is from RefSeq and is a predicted model, not a curated record. The transcript is spliced from 2 exons.
AUGAGAAAAAGAUCAAUUUUAAGGAAAGCAAGAUUUUUAUCGCAAAAAGAAGAACUUUCCUGUAUAUUAGAUAAACAAAAUGAGGAGACAAAAGAACAUGAAAGUAAUUCCCUUAAUAAAACAAGCGAACUUAAUAAAGAAAUUGAAACACUUAUGAACGAUACUUACAUUGAACUUAAUUUUUAUCUGAAUGACAAUGAAAUUAAGGAUACUACAGAAAAAUGUAAAAAGUCAUCCUCAUAUAUAAAUUGGAGAGGAAUGGACUUUGUUAAUUUAGUAUUAAAUGAAGAUAAAAAUCAUACUAUCUCAAGUCUUGUUGAUUGUUGGAAAAAAAAACAGAGUUCUUUCGAGAUGCAAAUACAUGAUAAAACAAAUUCAUCAUGUAAUUUGAAAAAUUUUGAUUAUUGUGCUGUUUUGAAUAAAAAUGAUAAUUGCACCAGUCCUUAUGAAAAUAGUGAUAUACCUGAAUUAAUAUCCUUACCAUAUGACCAACUUAAUGAGGAGCAAUAUAAAUCAAAUAAAACUAAAAUUAUUUAUGAUAGGCUUACUAGGUUUACUGAUAUUACUAGUGAUAUAUCUAAUUACUAUUAUAAAGUAUAUGAACGUGAUGAAAGUCAACUUAAUUGUGGAAAGUGGAGUAUGUAUAUAUAUAAGAGAGGAAGACAAUUUGUUAACAUGAACUACUAUGAGUUUUACUUGGAAGAAUCUUUUAGAGAAGAUUCUACUAAUAUUUGGAAUGCUUAUAGCACUAAUAAGCAAAAAAGUAUAUUAAAUGACACAGGUAAUCGAUGUAAUAUGACAUCACUAAUUUAUGAAAUUAAAAAGAGAGAGAAUACAACUGAACGAUAUGAUUUAUCUUGGAUUCGUUCAGAUGAUCAUGAUGAAUCUGAUGAAACUUUAUAUCCUACAACUUCAUUACCAGCUAUUACACAACCUACAGAGGAAAUUUCAGAUACAUCACAUGCUAGCGUUGGUGUAGAUCCAUUAGAUGAUCGUGCAAAAGCUAAAAUGGGCGGUUUUAGAGAUUCUAAAAAUGCUACACUAAAUGCUAUAGCAUCACCGGGUGAUAAAGAUAAACUUGAAAUAGCUGAAAAAGCUGCGAAAGCUGCAGCUCCUGUUUCUCUAGGAGAUCCACCACAACCCAAUUCUAAAACUUCAAAUAGCACGAAUGGACAUAACUCGUCGAAAACUGAACCUACAAUUUUACCUACUACAGAUGAUAACUCUAAACGACCUAUUACUGUCGUUAAAUCUUCUGAAAGUAAUACUACUCCUUCAAGAACUGUACCUUUUCCUGAAAAUACACCAUCUCAUACAAACAUGUUUUCUGCAGAUAGCAAUUCAUCUUCCUCAGGAUUUUCUGCAUCCCCAAUGACUGAAUCUGGUAAUUUUACAGCUAAUUUUGGUGCUUCUCCAUUGAAUGAUACAUAUUCUACAAAUAACCAUACAUCUCCUGCUCUAGAUAUGCCCAAUUCUGCCAUUCCUAGCAGUGUACAACCUAUAGCUGUUACUAAAAUUAAUUCUAAUGGUGCUCCACCUAUUGUAAAUGAAUCAUUAUCUGAGGCACCUAAUUAUAAAGCUCCUGUGGAGGUACAUACUCCUCUAAUUAAUGCUGCAUUUCCCAAAAAUGAAACUGUGUCUCCAACCUUAUAUGAAUCUUUAACGCCUUCAGAUAUCAAUGCAUCUCCUAGUAAUACAACUGAAUCUACUACAGCAAAUGAUAAUACACAAUUAUCUCAAGCAAGCUAUCCCCCAACACAAAGUUCAAAAAAUACACUUACUUCGAUUGCUCAACCUAUUAAUUCACCUUUAAUCGAAGUUCAAAAUAAUGCAUCAGCAAAUUGUACGAACAUAUGUACUCCAAAUAUUAAUACCACACAAAUUCCAUUAGAUGAAAGUACUGAACCUACACCUACAAUUAAUCCUGCAGGAAGUAUAAUAACAAUAGUUCCAAUAGGUAUACUCAUUUUAGGAAUUAUAUUCCUUUUAGUUAUUCUCUAUAGAUGCACUCCUAUUGGAUCUUGGAUUCGUAAUCGAAAAUCAAAGAAAAAAAAAAUAAGAAAAAAGAUAAAAAAAAUUUCAAAGAAACCAAUGCCAUUAUCUACAAAUAAUAUAGAGGAUGGACAAAUCAAUAGUGGAAAUCACUCUUUGUUACAGCAUGAAAAACAAAUAUCACCAUGUGAGGUUAGUUUUGAAAGUGAAAGAAAUUCGAAACAAGAGCAAAUGGGAAAAUCCAAAGAACGUAAAGGAAUAUACAAUGAAAAAGGAAAUAUAUGCAUUUGUGAUAAUACAGAAGGGACAAAUAUGUAUGAAAAUAAAUUUAUAGGUGAAAAAAAAUUAAAUACAGAUAAUCCUAAAUGUGAAAUUAAUAAGGAGGAAUUGAAUGGAAAUGAACCUAAUAGUGAAAAUGAAGAUGAAUUAAAUAAAAAUAUAUUAGAAAAAGAUCCUGUUCAUAUUGUAUGGCAUAUUAGGAAUGGUACAUUAAAUGAGGAAAAAGAAAAUGAAAUAAAUUCGCAAAAGGAAAAAUCUACAUGUGAAAAUGAAAUGAAAAAUUUGGGAAAUAAAACGACAAUCAAGAAUAAUGUAUGUAAUUGGAAUUCAUGGGUAGAUAUACAUAUGACUGCAUUACUAGAGUAUAAAAAAGAGGAAUGGAAAUUGAAUAAAACAGAAUUUUUUAAUAUUUGUUUAGAAGAGAUCGAAAAAGAUGGAGAAAAUUUUAAUUUAAAAGAAAUGCGAAAUCAUUUUAUAAUGAAAAUAAAAGAAGAAAAUA